GCGGCUCGCGUAAUCGGCGGCUUGCGCCAGUAAUAAUCGCCCUAUAUUACAUGCAAAUCGACUAUGAACCUUUCGCCGUGUGACUCGGCCAGUCGCGCUCGUGUCGUAACUAAUGCGCUUCCUCGAAAAUGCUCAAUGUCAUUCGUGCGCACACCAGGAAAUACCUGCCAACCGCCAACGUCAGACGAACCUCCGCUAACGGAGCACGCGCGUUCGAUGCGCAGCACGCCGCGCCGUCGUGCACAAUCUGCAGGAAAACAUCUAUUCCCCUGAGAUUCCUGCACACCACCAGGAUGGCUGUACCACAAUUACUGCAGGGCAGAGGAGACAGAUACAAUGGCAUUCUAGUGGAUUCAACGAGAGAGACUAUACCAGAAGGAGAAAGCUUUCAGGAUUUAUUACUAAAUUCCAUUUUGGAAUGGGCCAAGGCAAAUAAAAGAGGGAUAUGGUUCAAAGUUCACAUUAAAGAUGCUGCUUGGAUACCUAUUUUAGUACAAAAUGGAUUCACAUACCACCAUGCAAAGCAGGACUACGUCAUGUUGCUGAAUUGGCUACCGAAAGAUGAGUCCUGUAAUGUGCCACCGUUUGCUCACACAAUGGUUGGAGUUGGUGCUGUUGUGAUAAAUGACAACCAAGAAGUUCUAGUUGUUAGUGAGAAAUACUACGACCGAGCGCAUUGGAAACUGCCGGGUGGAUAUGUCGAACCCGGUGAGAAUUUUGUCGACGCGGCAAUAAGAGAAGUCUACGAAGAGACAAACAUUCACACGGAGUUUCGAAGCGUGCUCGCGUUUCGACACGGACAUGGCGGUCAGUUUCAAUGCUCUGAUUUAUACACGGUAGUCAGCCUGAAACCGCUUUCAACGGCCGUUAAAAAGUGCGAACGCGAAAUUCAGGACUGCAAGUGGAUGACACUGGACGAGUAUUUGACGCAUCCGGAUAUACACGAAUUGAACCGGUUGUUCGUGCACAAAUAUUUAGAGAAUGCAAGGUGCAAUAUGAAGAUUGAAUGCUCACACGGAAUUCACCAAGUGUUUAAGAAACCUUAUACUGUUUACCAUGCUAUAGGGAGCUCAGAUGAUAAAGAACAAACUUCGAAAGACGUGUCAAAUAGUGCUAAAAGUGCUUAUAACUUAUGAGAUAACGAUGUUUAUAUGCCUGUUAUAUUGAAAAUAAAUUCGCAUUUAUGUUACGUUAAAA
Dalotia coriaria is the source of this 1197-nucleotide messenger RNA. RefSeq lists its product as uncharacterized. Lineage: Eukaryota; Metazoa; Arthropoda; Insecta; Coleoptera; Staphylinidae. The coding region runs from base 129 to 1136 and encodes 335 amino acids. The transcript is spliced from 4 exons. Gene Ontology annotation, molecular function: NAD binding; ADP-ribose diphosphatase activity; NADH pyrophosphatase activity. The record is from RefSeq and is a predicted model, not a curated record.